Messenger RNA from Lolium rigidum, 3866 nucleotides. RefSeq names its product trafficking protein particle complex II-specific subunit 120 homolog. Gene Ontology annotation, cellular component: trans-Golgi network. Lineage: Eukaryota; Viridiplantae; Streptophyta; Magnoliopsida; Poales; Poaceae. The record is from RefSeq and is a predicted model, not a curated record. The transcript has 10 exons. The coding region runs from base 1 to 3615 and encodes 1204 amino acids.
AUGGAGCCCGGGCUGAGCAUCGAGUCCGGGUCCGCCAUCCGCGUGGUGGUGCUGCCGGUGGGCGGCGCGAUCCCGCCGCAGUGCCUGCGGGACUACGCGGCGCUGGUGGCGCGGCACGCGCGCGUCGACCUCGCCUCGCUGCGCCCCUACUACUCGGAGCACCAGAAGAGCCCCUUCGCGCACCAGCCCUGGGACACCGGCUGCCUCCGCCUCAAGUUCGUGCUCGGAGGGUGCGUGCCCUCCCCAUGGGAGGACUUCCAGUCCUCGCGCAAGGUGCUCGCCGUCGUCGGCAUCUGCCACCUCCCCUCCUCGCCGGACCUCGCCAAGGUCGCCGCCGACUUCCUCGACGCCGCACGCACCUACCCGUCCGCGCUCGUCACCCGAUGCUUCGCUUUCUGCCCAACAGACGCGCAGUUGCUCGAGGAAAAGAAGGAUGGCAUCAUUAUGUUCCCGCCUUCCGAUCAGAAAUCGCUGGAACUUCAUAUGCUUACGAUGAUCCAAGAUCUCUCUGCUUCAUUACUGAUGGAGUUUGAGAAAUGGGUCUUACGCGCAGAGUCCACAGGAACUAUUCUCAAGACACCUUUGGACUCGCAAUCCAGUCUUGGCUCAGAGGAGGUGAUUAAGGCUAAGAAAAGAAGACUGGGCCGUGCACAAAAGAUAAUAGGAGAUUAUUGCUUAUUGGCUGGGUCACCUGCUGAUGCUAAUGCACAUUACACCACAGCAAUAGAUCUCGCAAGAUUGACAGGGGAUGUUUUCUGGCAUGCUGGAGCUCUCGAAGGCAGUGUCUGCGCAUUAGUGGUUGAUAAGAUGGGCCAAAGUGAUCCCGUUUUGGAAGAUGAAGUGAAGUAUCGUUAUUACACCAUUAUCCAGCUGUACAGACGGGCAACUCUACAAGAUAAUGCUCAAAGAGUUUCACCUGUGAGCUUUGAACUUGAAGCUGCAUUGAAGUUGGCUAGAUAUCUGUGCAGACGCGAAGUUGCCAAGGAGGUGUCAGAUUUAUUAAUGGGCGCUGCAGAUGGUGCUAAGGCUCUGAUUGAUGCCAGUGAUCGAUUGAUACUGUAUAUUGAAAUUGCACGGCUUUUUGGUUCUCUUGGCUAUAAACGCAAGGCGGCAUUUUUUUCAAGACAAGUUGCACAGUUGUACCUUCAGCAAGACAAUGCAUAUGCUGCUAUGAGUGCUAUGCAGGUUCUAACCAUGACUACAAAUGCAUAUCAUGUUCAAAGCAGGAAGACUAGCAGACAUGAUCAUGCCACAGUGAAGGAACCUGGUGCCAGCAACAGCAAUACUGAUUCUGGAAAAGCGCACCCUCAGUGUGUUGUAUCAUUGUUUGAGUCACAAUGGAGUACCCUUCAAAUGGUUGUUCUGAGAGAGAUAUUGAUGUCUUCGAUCCGUGCCGCGGAUCCCCUCACAUCAUGGAGUGCCGCAGCUCGUCUUCUUCGAUCAUUUUACCCGCUCAUCACCCCAGCUGGUCAGAGUGGGCUAGCAAGCUCACUUUCAAACUCUGCUGAUAGGCUUCCAUGGGGCACACGCUGUGCGGACCCGUGUCUUCCUUUUAUCAGGUUGCAUUCCUUACCAUUUCACCCUUCACAAAGAGAAAUAGUAAAGCGCAAUCCACACAAAAAGGAGUGGUGGAUUGGUGCGGGUCCUUCUGGGCCUUUCAUUUAUACACCUUUCACCAAGGGGGGAACAUCUGGGAGUAGCAAACAAGAGAUAAAUUGGAUUGUUGGAGAACCCGUCCAAGUUAUGAUAGAGUUAGCAAACCCCUGCAGCUUUGACUUAGUUGUUGAGAGCAUUUACCUCUCCGUUCAUUCUGGAAAUUUUGAUGCCUUUCCAGUUACUGUUAAUCUUCCAGCAAACACCUCUAAGUUGGUUCUGCUAUCUGGAAUUCCAACACAAGUUGGACAAGUGUCAAUUCCUGGGUGCAUUGUCCACAGUUUUGGUGUUAUUACAGAACACCUGUUCAAAGAGGUUGACAGUUUACUCCUUGGAGCUGCACAAGGCCUUGUUCUUUCCGAUCCUUUCAGAUGCUGUGGCUCUAGCAAGUUUAAGAGCGUUAACUUCCCUAACAUUACUGUUGUUCCUCCCCUGCCUUUAUUAGUUGCCAAUGUUGUGGGUGGAGAUGGUUCUAUUCUUCUAUAUGAAGGCGAAAUACGUGAUGUUUUAAUAACGCUGACAAAUGCUGGAACUGUGCCAGUUGAAGAAGCAAAUAUUGCAUUAUCAGGAAAGAACCAGGAUUCUGUUAUUUCAAUUGCCCAUAGCACAUGGAAGUCUGCACUUCCUAUGAAACCAGGUGGAGAAGUGACAUUUAAAGUGACACUAAGAGCCUGGCAUCUUAGCUUGACAGAUUUGGAAUCAGAUGGCAGCAGAUCUCCAGCAAAUCCAAGGAGAAUAGCAAGAGAAGGAAUCAACCCCUUCUUGAAUAUUCACUAUGCUGGUCCGUCAACAAACCAAGGUAGUGGCGAGGUUUCUCUCCCACCUGGAAGGCGCCUUGUAGUUCCAUUGAAUAUCUGUGUUGUACAGGGCAUGCGCCUUGUAAGAGCACGCCUGUUAUCCAUGGAAAUACCAGCCAGGUUUAGUGAAUCACACUUGAAAUCUGCCAGUGAUAAAGAUAAUAUAAGCAACGGAAGUGAUAUGUUGCACAAUGACAUUAGUUUAUUGAAGAUUGAUCCUUAUAAAGGAAGUUGGGGGCUCCGCCUUCUGGAGCUAGAACUUUUCAACCCUACGGAUGUUGUUUUUGAUGUUGAUGUUUCUGUCCAGUUGGAUGGGACAAAUGAAAAGCAAAUGUUACUUCCAGAAGAUAACACUGCCGAUGCGGCUUGUCACAAAACCAGAAUUGACCGGGACUAUUCUGCCAGGGUUCUCAUACCACUUGAGCACUUCAAAUUACCUGUUCUUGAUGCUUCCUUUUUCAUAAAGGAAAACGGAAGCGAUGAGCCAAUGGGGUCCAAAGCUGCCACCAUAGCUGAAAAGAAUGCCAAGGCAGAGUUGAACGCUUCUAUCAGCAACUUGAUUUCAAAAAUAAAAGUGAGGUGGCACUCUGGGAGAAAUAGCUCAGGUGAGCUGAAUAUCAAAGAUGCUAUUCAGGCAGCAUUACAAGCGUCUAUAUUGGACAUAUUGUUGCCUGAUCCCUUGACAUUUAGCUUUAGACUUGCUAAAGACGGGACUAUGACUGGUGAUGAUUCCGGGCAUUCUGCUGAUGAGAAUGUUGGCCCAUCUACUGGUGAGAGUGUUCUGAGGUGUAAAGAUCCUAUAUCAGCUCAUGAAAUGACCCACAUGGAAGUUCAAAUUCGGAACAACACGAAGGAAAUUAUCCGGAUGAACCUCAGCAUCUCAUGCAAAGAUGUCGCAGGAGAAAACUGCUUCGACGAAAACAGUGCAACCGUCCUCUGGGCUGGUGUUCUUAGCGACAUACAGCUGGAGGUUCCACCAUUGCAGGAGGUGGUGCACCCUUUCUCUGUCUACUUCCUAGUACCUGGAGACUACUCCCUACAAUCUUCUUCUGUUAUAAUUGAUGCCACGGAUGUUCUUCGUGCUCGGGCAAAGGCUGAGUCACCGGAUGAACCUAUUCUGUGCCGCGGAUCCCCAUUCCAUAUCCAUGUAGUUGGUACAGAGUAGCGAACACUGUUGUUUGGUGUAGUUUAGAGGCGGCGAUUUGUACCCUGACAUGUGCAGCUGUGAAAAUCAUGUACAAGAGCAUUAUUCUCCAUACAAUUGUGAUUUGUUCAAGCCACUUGGAGGCCUUCCUUUGUAAGUCAAUUGUGUUUGUGUACAGUGUAAAAGCAUAGUGGAGAAAUUUGUUUCGAACACUUGUGAAAUUUUUGGCCUGAUGGUUUUUCUGCCUGGCAUUAAAAUGACCAUGAACCGUA